Messenger RNA from Entrophospora sp. SA101, 612 nucleotides. The record is from the annotation of a GenBank genome assembly. Lineage: Eukaryota; Fungi; Glomeromycota; Glomeromycetes; Entrophosporales; Entrophosporaceae.
AUGGAAGUACUUAAAAAACUACUAAGUAGAACUAAUGUUAAUUAUAUUCAGUUAAUUGACCGAGAAGCAGAUGACCUAAUUGCUUCUUUUAUUCAACAAAGCACCAAAGAACGACCAGAAAUAAAUUUUGCUAUUUUUACCCGUGAUAAAGAUUUAUUACAAUUGCUUAGUGAAAAUACUGAUAUUUUAAAGUAUAUUAAUAACAAAAUUACCCUUUAUACUUCUCAUCAUUUUUCCCAAGAAUAUAAUUUCCUACCAAAAAAUUAUGUUGAUUAUUUAAGUUUAUUAGGCGAUAAGGCUGAUAACGUUGCCGGAGUAAAAGGAAUCGGUCCGGUCAGUGCCAAAAAUUUAAUUCAACAAUUUCAGACAGUAGAAAAUAUUUACCAAAAAUUAGAAAAUUUACCAGAAAACAUCAAAAAAUUAUUAGAAAAUAAGCAGGAAUUAGUUUUUCGUAAUAAAAAAAUUAUUAAGUUAGAAGAAAAUAUUUCCUUGCCAAGCGAACUAUAUAAAAAUUGUGAUUUUGGCUGGGAAAAAUGGAAAAAUAAUGAGGAAUUACAAAAAUUUUGUUUAGAUAAUAAGUUUAAUAGUAUACUUAAAUUACUUAUCGAUUAG